This is a messenger RNA of Polyodon spathula (Mississippi paddlefish), 2845 nucleotides long. Its product is annotated as gamma-1-syntrophin. Gene Ontology annotation, cellular component: intracellular anatomical structure; dystrophin-associated glycoprotein complex. The record is from RefSeq and is a predicted model, not a curated record. Lineage: Eukaryota; Metazoa; Chordata; Actinopteri; Acipenseriformes; Polyodontidae. Gene Ontology annotation, molecular function: structural molecule activity; protein binding. The transcript has 18 exons. Bases 165 to 1724 code for a protein of 519 amino acids.
GUUUGUGCAGUUGGAGCAAACCCAGAAAUUAAAAUGGUCCUUUGCUACAAUCAGUGCCCAUGGAAACAUCAUGACCCGUGUAUAGCUGUACUGAUAGAUGAAUAGGUUCCAAGACUGGGUGAAAAAGUUACAGACCAUCAUUCCUCACUGUGCCAUACUAGCACAUGGAUUUCAAGACUGCCAGUGAGGAGAAAAAGACUGGGGUUUUUUUGCUGCAGGAUGGUAAUCAGGAACCUUUCAACGUUCGACUGCACUUAGCUAAAGACAUUCUGACUAUUCAGGAACAGGAUGUUAUAUGUGUGUCAGGAGAACCUUUCUAUUCCAGUGAAAGAACAGUGACAAUUAGAAGACAAACAAUUGGAGGAUUUGGUCUAAGUAUCAAGGGUGGAGCUGAACACAAUAUUCCAGUAGUCAUAUCCAAAAUAUCCAAAGAACAAAAAGCUGAACUUUCAGGACUGCUGUUCAUUGGAGAUGGAAUCCUUCAAAUAAAUGGAAUAAAUGUGAGAACCUACAGACAUGAAGAACUGGUACAAGUCUUGAGGAAUGCAGGAGAGGAAGUAACCCUUACUGUUUCAUUUCUGAAAAAAACACCGGCUUUCCUUAAACUGCCUCUCAGUGAAGAUUGUGCAUGUGUUCCCAGUGACCAAAGCAGUGGAACAUCUUCACCUCUCUGUGACAGUGGGUUGCAUCUUAACUACCACCCCAACAAUACAGAUACACUAUCUUGCUCCUCAUGGCCUACGUCACCAGGCUUGAGGUGGGAGAAGAGAUGGGUUGAUUUGCGAUUAAUCCCCCUGCUUCAUUCACGCCUGUCACAGUAUAUACCAGGCUCAGACCUUUGCAGGCAAAAUGCAUUUCAGGUAAUUGCGGUGGAUGGGGUAUGCAGUGGAAUAAUUCAGUGCCUGACUGCAGAGGACUGCUUUGACUGGCUACAAGCAAUAUCAACUCAUAUUUCCAGUCUCACAAAGCACAAUAUAAAGAAGAUCAACAGAAACUUUCCAGUAAACCAACAGAUAAUCUACAUGGGCUGGGUAGAUGAGCGUGAACAAGACUCUCUCCAGGACAGAAUGUACACACCAAAGUUCCUUGCCUUGAGGGGUUCCUCUCUAUUCAAAUUUACAGCACCUCCAGUAACAACAUGGGACUGGACCAAAGCUGAAAAGACCUUCACUAUGUAUGAAAUUAUGUGCAAAAUUUUAAAGGACAGUGACCUUGUGGACCAGCGGAAACACUGCUUCAGCGUUCAGACUGAAAGCGGGGAGGACAUGUUCUUCAGUGUGGAGUUGGAGAGUGAAUUAUCUAUCUGGGAAAAAGCCUUCCAGAUAGCAACCUUUCUUGAAGUUGAAAGGAUACAGUGCAAAACAUAUGCUUGUAUAAUGGAAAGUCACCUUAUGGGGCUCACAAUAGAUUUCAGCAUGGGAUUUGUGUGCUUUGAUGCAGCAUCAAAGGCUGUGCUUUGGAGAUACAAGUUUUCCCAACUUAAAGGUUCUUCGGAUGAUGGAAAGAGCAAGAUAAAGUUUCUGUUUCAAAAUCCGGAAACUAAACACAUCGAAGCCAAGGAACUGGAAUUCUCAAAUCUCUUUGCAGUGCUGCACUGUAUCCAUUCAUUCUUUGCUGCCAAGGUUGCUUGCCUGGACCCUCUCUAUGUGGGCAGUCAGGGUGCUGCUGCUGCUGUCGCCAAUACUGCUUGUGCUGCUGCUACAGGGAAAAUAAAGUAUACCUGACAGCCCCUGCACGGUGCAGUCUCUUUCCAGCAGUGUAUUGCUGCUUCACAGUACAUAAAUAUUCAUCAUAUGUAGCCUAGAGGGAACUGAGAUCGCAGUAGCCAAUUCAGGAACAUCUCAGCAGGGGACAAAGUGAUCAUCAGAUUUCUGCAAGAAAAUCCAGGCUGAAACUGAAGAUUGGAUGCAUAUACUUACCUUUAGUGUGAUUUAUGAGCGCUAGUUUUUUUUUUUGUUUAGUUUUUUUUUUUUAAAUACUGUAUACAACAAAAGGCCAUUCAAAAAGUGUCACAGUCAACACAGCACAUACAGUUCUAUGACUCAUUUUAAACAACUGGACAUAGAUCAAAUUUUCUGACUCACACCAUCACUGUUAUGUUGUAGGCUCCACAGUUUAUAAUGGGAUCAAGCAUGUGUCUUACAACCUCAAGCAUCUGGAGAAUUACAGUGUGUUAGAUAUAAAGUAUAAAGGAGGACCAAGAUAUGCUUUGUUGUCUGUUAGUUUAUACACCACACAGAAAAUGCUAAAUAGCAAUAGAAGGCUAUAAUUUCUUUGAUGUAAGUGCAGACUUGACUGCUCUAGAUAUCACUUUAAUUGCAUCUCUGGAGGCAGGGGAAUGUGCGCUAGGGUAUAUUUUGAGGUUCUCUUUUUUUUUUUCUUGAUUUUUGUAUGUUCUUUAUUUAAAAAAGAUCCAGACAAUUUAGAGCCACCUUUUUAAUUUGCCAAUGUAAACAGAUCACAGAUCUUAAGUUCUUAAAACUUAAGAAUUAAGAAUUGAGGGCAAUCCAAUUUGGAUUUUUGUUAAUCGUUGUGUAUUGUAUAUGUACAGGGCCUAAACAUUUGACAUGAGGUGUAAUCAGAGGAAAAUAAAAUAAUAUAUUAUAAUAUAUCAUUUCAUUAAUUCAUUAGUUUCAGUAUCUUUUACAAAAAUAAGUCAUGCAAAAAAUGUACAGAGACAUGCCGAAGACAAGGGCCAGUUAACAGGUCUGCAGAGUCAAAAGAGUUCAAGAUAUUAUUGUCACAAACCAUUUUCCAGUGGUUUGUUCAGUUCACAGGGGUUGGUGUUAUAAUUGUAAGGUUUUACAAUAGUGACAUGAAUACAUUAUUUUACAGAUAUUAAAUA